Messenger RNA from Verticillium alfalfae VaMs.102, 1575 nucleotides. RefSeq lists its product as hypothetical. Lineage: Eukaryota; Fungi; Ascomycota; Sordariomycetes; Glomerellales; Plectosphaerellaceae. The transcript is spliced from 2 exons. The coding region runs from base 1 to 1575 and encodes 524 amino acids. The record is from RefSeq and is a predicted model, not a curated record.
AUGCCUCGAAUCCCGUCUCUCCCGGCUCCUCCAGCCCGCCCCUCGACCCAGACCAAGGGCUCCGACUUUGUCCCGCCGACGCGGCCCAGCAGCACGCCGUUUCCCCACUCCGAACCGCGGCAUGCCAACUACCACUAUCUGUCGGGCGACGAGGACAUGCUGGAUUUCGAGCACGACGCCGGCUUCACGACGACGCCGUACUCGGAACACUUUGAGACGGUGCCCGAGAUGAAGCUGAGCCUGCUCGAUCUGCCCUCCGAGGUGCACGAGAUGAUCCUCGACCACCUCUUUGGCUACCGCGUGUCGACAAAGUCGAAAAGCUCCGUCGACAUGCAGAGCGUCACCAAGAGCUGGAACACGGCGCUGCGACAUUCACGUAGGAGAGAGCUGUCCGAGCUGGCGCUGAUCAAUCACACAUGGAGGAUCCUGAUCCAGCAGAGGCUGUUCCGACACUUGAAGCUCAAGGCGACCAUCGACUCGGUCCACGCCGCCAUGACCUUCUUUGCCGCCCACGAUGAGCUGCGUUACUACGUCAAGCACAUUGAGCUGUGGUUCCCUGUCUUCCAGCCAAAGUACGGCCCGCUCGCGUUGAGUUCCGCCCUGGCUCUACCGACUGUGACGUCCGACGGCCUCACCAACGCGACGUACACGCUACCGGCCAACAACUGCACUCUCGAGGAGGCCCUCCUCUUUGUGGCCGAGACGCUGCCGUUCGUCAUGAUCCUGACGCUCGAGGGCGGGGAGCGGAAGAAGGCGCCCCUGGUGCAGCAUUCCUCCUGGGCUGGCCCCAACGACUGGGCCCUGCCGAUCCUCGAAUCCGUCCGCACGCUCGUCACAAGGGGCCAGUGGAACCUCAUGCGCACCGACGAGGAUUUCAGGUCGAUCCUCUCGUCCCUGCCCAACCUCACUGAGUGGCACGGCUCCUACUCGAAGCCCAAGUCCAAGAGCUAUCUCUCCAUGGCCCGCGUCCUGCCCGACCUGCCCGCCGCCCACCUCAAGAGCCUCCACCUCUGCCUCGAGAGCGACUACCGCCGCGAGGUCACCUACCCGGCCCACCACGUCAAGGUCUGCCGGACCGUCCACUUUUGCACAAAGCUCGCCGAGGCCGUGCCCCAGCUCGAGCACUUUUCCUACACGGGCCGCAUCUGCAAGUCCUUCUUCCGCGUCCUCGCCGAACUGACCGACCCUCGCACGACGCGGCUGAAGAGUAUCGACAUCACCGUCAAGAACUGCUGCCGACCCGUGCCCGUGUUUCACGAGUCGGGCAGCGGCAUCCAGGACACAGGGUUCAUUGACGCGUUCGAGCUGCUUGUUGCCCAGGGUAUUCGGGCGCUGCAGAAGCUUCGGUCUGUGGAUUACCUGCGGAUCCGCUUCGUAGACCUAGGUGCGCUCCCCUUCAUCCUCUUGCGUGCGUUAUUCGAGGUGACGCUCUUGCUGACCUGCGCAGACUCCCUGCUGCCGCCCCUGAACCCCUACUUCCUCCUCCGCGGCGACUCUUGUCUCGGCAUCUGGAGCGGACGCAUCCUCUCCGAGCUCAAGGAUGCCCGGCGCGCGCGUCGAAAGACAGUUCCAUGA